Messenger RNA from Bathycoccus prasinos, 2079 nucleotides. RefSeq lists its product with no specific name. The transcript has a single exon. NCBI's taxonomy places the organism in Eukaryota, Viridiplantae, Chlorophyta, Mamiellophyceae, Mamiellales, Bathycoccaceae. Bases 1 to 2079 code for a protein of 692 amino acids. The record is from RefSeq and is a predicted model, not a curated record.
AUGGAAGAAAAAGACAACGACGACAACGACAACGUCAAAGUAAACGCGAUGCUUUUACGCGCGAUGAAACAUCUCGAAUCGAACAGAAACGACGGCGUGGAUGUCCAAACGAUGAUGAUCGAAACGACGACGACUUUGAACGCGAAAAGAGGAGCAAAUCAUCGUCUGCGGGAAAGGAAAGGCACUGCUGUUGAUUCGUCCUCGUAUUCUGCGUUCGCGUCUCAGAGCGCAUCGAAGAAGACGAGCACGAAAUCUCUCUCAAAAGUGACCUUGAACGAGUUGAAGCAAAGAGCGAGAAACGCGAGGGAAGGAUACGCGUUGAGCGAAAAAGCAAUCCUCGCGGGAGGCGAUCGAGAGACUAAGUUCGGGUAUUGCUUGAUGUAUUUGAACGCGAUACAGAAAUCGGUGAACGAGAUGUGCUUGGGAGGGGUAGAUUUUGAGGAUGCGCGGCGGCGUCGGCGGCGGUAUCCGUGGGAAGCGUUCGACGAGCCGGACGAGGAGGACGAUUUGGAGAAGAAGAGAGUAAAGCGGAAGAAACAAAACGAGGAACGAGAGAGAGAGAAGAAGUUAAAGAAGAAGAAGGAGGAGACUACAUUGAAUGGUAAGGAAGCGCGAGGAGGAGGAGUGAUGAUGAAAGUAGUAGAAGAAGAAGAAGACGCGAAGGCGUUGGCGCCGUUGACGACGAUGGCAAACGCGAAAUCUCCGAGAAAGAGAGGCGCAGAAGGAGGAGAAGAAAACGUCGUCGUCGACGAGGAGAGGACGACGACGAACAAGAAACCAUCGACGAUGGCGGUUAAAAGCAUCAAACCGGGACGGUACCCGGGCGAAUACUGUCAACUCUGCGGCGAACACGAGCACAUGGUCCACGUGAAGUACGAGAGCCAAGUUUUAGGGGAAGGUAAGUUGGUGUGUUACGGUUGCCUCGUUAAGGAGAAGAAAGAGUUGGAGAAGAAGCAGAGAGAGUUGACGAGCGCAAAGGAGAGACAAAAACGGAAAGAAUUGACGAAAGCGGCGAGGAGGAAAAGAGAUGAAACGAUCACGGUAACGAGUCCGACGACGACUCCGAAUACUACUACUACGCAUUCAUACUCCUCGCCGGUAUCGGGGGCGCCGAACGCCGUCGCGCUCCCGCAGCAGCAACAAUCAUCGUCGUCGCCAAUUUCCGAAGCCGACGUUCUCGUCGUCGACGGCGAUACGGUUACCCCCACCGCUACUGCGCGUACUACAGAUGUUGCUCUUCAUACCGCGGAAAAAAUUGAAGCCAUUCACGAUAUUUCCAUCGUUUGCGACCGGUGCGGUAAGGACAACUUCAGAGCAGCCGGAGAAUUAGAACGCCACAAAACGACGCAGUGUAUCAUAGCAAAGACGAGUGAGGUGAUAAUAAGUGACUCGCUGAUUGAAACAGCAGUAACGACGACGACGACGUCCGAAAAUGAAAAUGAAGCCAAACAAGGCGAACGCGACGGCGAGAACGUCGGUAAAAUUAUCGUCGCCAACGCCAUCGCGAACAUAAUCUCGGAGGAAGGAGAAGCAAACGAAAAGCAGCAGCAAGAUGAUACGAGGGAAAUCCGAGAAGAAGCUUUUGUUGAAAGAUCGAGAGAAGAAAAUCUAUCGAGAGAAGAGGUCAAGAACGAAGAAUCGAUUGACGACGAAGAAGAACGCGGCAAAGAGGAAACAACUGUUUUUGUUGAUGUAAAUACCGCAGCAGAUGUUCCGCGCAAAGGUUGCCAGUCGUCGUCGCACAAAAGCGAAAAAAGAAGAGAGUUACCGCUCGCAGAGAUUUUGCACAUAGCAAAAGAUGGCUUUCCAUUCACGAAGCAUGCGUCGUCGGGUAAUAUAUCACCCCCAUCUGUCGUCAUUAGCGACAGUGUUCAUGAGAACACACUCAACACCAUCGAACCGGCAAAUCUGGAACAAGAAGAACGACGCAGAAAAGCGCCUGUUUCUCCUCUGGAUGAAAACAAAGAAGAUAAAAAAAAACGACUCGCGGGCCCGUCGAUGAAAGAGUCCGAUGAAAGAGUUCGAGAGAUGAAAGAGUGGAGGACGGAAAACGUGCACGCUCUGCAUCACGGAUACUAA